Messenger RNA from Lymnaea stagnalis (great pond snail), 19577 nucleotides. Lineage: Eukaryota; Metazoa; Mollusca; Gastropoda; Lymnaeidae. The record is from the annotation of a GenBank genome assembly.
UGAAUACGGAAAUAAAUAAAAAUCAUGACAUUUGGAAAUUAUUACUUCACAGUAUUCACUUAAAGAGGAUGGUAUCAACACAUACUACGUUAUACCUCAGAGUGUCGGAGGCGAAAGAACUUCUGGCAAAAGACUUGUAAGUUAUAACAAAACUUAGACUUUACAUUUAGUCUUCUUAUCACUUAUCUUAUCACUUAUGACAUGACUUUACUACUAAUUUACUUUUACUAACUUUUACUAUUUAUACUAUACACUUGGGUGACCAAACGUCCCGUAAAAACGGGAUCGUCCCGUUUUUUUCAAGUUUGUACCUGUUGCCCUGAAAAAGUCUCCCUGGACGCCUAAAUGUCCCGUUUUUUUUUAGCCAAACACAUUUUUUAAUCACUAAAACUUCCUAAUUUAUAAUAUAACUUCAAAUAAUAUUUUGGCUAGCUGUGUAGCCAGUACAAGUAGUGAUGUGGGCUCGCGUGAUGGCUGCACCAUUCCCUCUCCACCACAGUGUCGCUGCCAAAGAUCUUAUAUUAUAUGUAAAUUUGUACCGAGAGACACGAAACUUGAAGCCGCAAGGGGGGGGGGGAGGAUGUAACUGUGCAGAAGACAAUUUUGAUUCCACGACGGCUACGUGUAAGUGUAAUGUGUUAAUCUUAUGUGUGAUCCCUACUGGCCUGUUCUUGUCAGAGUAACAGAUACCGAGAGACACGAAACUUGAAGCCGCAAGGGGGGGGGGGGAGGAUGUAACUGUGCAGAAGACAAUUUUGAUUCCACGACUGCUACGUGUAAGUGUAAUGUGUUAAUCUUAUGUGUGAUCCCUACUGGCCUGUUCUUGUCAGAGUGACAGGUGUUUAUUUUGGGUGUUGAACUUUAUUUUUUUAUUUUAUAUUAUCUUCUCAUGUAAAAAUAAUUAUGCCCAAGCGUCAAUGUAAGUUUAUGGAUGAGUAUUCCAAAGAGUGGAACUAUAUUAAAAAGGGACGCUAUGAAAGUGAAACCAAGUGCACAGUUGGCAAUAAUGCUUUUAGUAUUGGUCAUGGCAGACGUUCAGACAUAAAACAACACAUCACAUCAGUGAAACUUAGGAAAAGACUGAGUGCCCCAAGUAGAUUUCUAGGUUAGAUUUCAUAGUUAAAAUGAGCAUAUUUAUUUCAAUAAACAGUUCCCGGCUGAGGCCCGUUUUUUCCAAAUCAUGAUUUGGUCAUCCAAAUAGUCACCCAAGUAUACACUAUACUUGAAUUUGUUAUAUUAUUUGAAUGAUACAAUUUUGAGCCAGGGUCGUGCCAAGGAAAAGCUGCAUGAAGGUGCCCCCCCAUUUUUCCCUGUUUCAAGGGGGGAAAAAAUUAUUAUCAUAUGACAUUUCCUUUAAUAUUUAUUUAUUUAUUUAUUUAUUUAUUUAGGCAUUUUUAUAUAGCGCUUAUCAUAAAGCUCUAAGCGCUUUACAAUUAUUAAAACAUGUAAACUAAGUAAAUAAAAAUGAGACACUAGGAUAGUAUCUACUAUACUAUAGAAACAAUGAAAAUGCGAAUAUUUACCCAAAGCAAAGUGAGUUAUAAACUUUGGUUAAUUAAUUUUUGUCCCUUUUUUUUUUUUUUAAUCAAUGAAUUAAUGUAGGUCUACAUAGAACAAAUUAUUAUUUUUCAAAAUCUCCUAUGACCAGCUCAUAAGUCCACCCCAUUUCUUACAUGUACCCUUACACUUGUUGAUAUAGACCUAUAUGCCUAUAAAAACUAUAUGCCUAUAUAUUUAAUAUAUUUUUUUAUGUUAUAUAUAUGUAUUGUUUGUGGAUAAUUUACAAUUUGGACUCAUUCCUAAAGAAGGAGCCUGGUACAUCUGCCUCCUGUGCCCUCCCUCGCACAGCCAUACACACUAGUCAUAGUAUAGUCUAUAUAUUUUAUAGUAUAUAUAUAUAUAGUAUAUAAUAUAUAUAUAGUAUAUAUAUUUCUAGUUAAUGCAUAAUGGCUGUGUUGCUUAUGGUUGAAAUGGCUAGAAAGACUUUGCCAUUGUAUGCUUGUACUUAGUUUUUGUCGUGUUGCGUUUGUUUUAAAUGUGGUAAACUAUAGAUUUUUUUUUUUUUUGACUUUGUACCGCGCUUCGAGCCUUUGGGGAUGAAGCGUGUUUUUGAAAUGAACUUUAUUAUUAUUAUUAUUAUAGUCACUUAUUUUUUACUUUUGCUAUUUUACUUUAGACUUCAGAGUUUAAACUUAAGUCAGUCUCAUCACAGUGCAGUGGCGCAGAGUCAAUGGCCCCAAAAAGGCUCAAUAGCACCUUCUGCUAGGCAAAUGGCCCACAGUGCAAUCCCAUAAUACUAAUGACUAAUGAUAGUUAUCAAACCCUAUUUCAUUUGGUUCAAGGCUAAGGUGUCCACACACUAAACCUGACUUCUAAAUGACAAAGAAAGUUAUUAAGAAUCUGGCCUAUCAACCCUUUAACUUUCAUUGGUAAUAUUGUAGUGCAAUACUAUUAUCAAAAUGCGAAUAUGUCAACUGUGUGUUAGUGUUGGGUCAGGGAUGAACUGGUGAAGGAGAGGCAGUAUGCCCAUAAUUGUCCCCAGUCCCUACACUGCCAAUGACAAUGGCUCAUUGUUCAGUGAUAUACCAAGUCUUUAAGAACAUUUCAUUGUGUUCAACAGUGUUUUUGGCUUCCAGCUGUUAAUUAGACCCAAUUAAUUAAAUGUAUGAGUGAGUUUAGUGAGUCAAGUCUUAAAUUACAAUUAUGAAUUUUAUUUAUUGCUACUUAUUCAUUGUAAGUUUAGAGUACCUUGGAUCAAAGUUGGAUGAAGCCUUAACUUAAGCAUAAUUGAUAAUGUACAUAUGUAUUCAUUCUUAUUCUUUCCAAGCAAUGGCAAAAGCGAUCCUUACUGUGUUAUCAAAGUUGACAAUGUUGUCAUAGCCAGGUAAGUUACAGUUGCAAAGUAACCAAAUGCAUUCUAGACAUGUAUAAUGGCAAGAUGUAAAAAGAUAAGUUUCUUACAAAAGGAUUGAUAAUUUAUUGGUCAACUAAAAGAUAACUAAAUGUUUUUUUAAAUUACUUUUUCAAUUCUCAUUUAUCUGGUGAAUCAUAAAUUUUGCACAAUAAAAUCUUUCUCUUUCAUUAUGCUUCUUUGAUAUUCAGUGGGAUGAAGGGCACAUGUCCUAAUGAGCACUGGAUCUGAUUGAUGAUAUUUAGUGGAGAAAAAAUGUUUGUUUGUAUGCAGCUGAUUACUCUCAAAGUUUAGAAGUUGUAUUUUUUUUCUAUAACUAAUUUUCUUAAAUAAUGUCGUUUUUUUUUAAAAUUUGGUUUUCCUGGGAUUCUACUGGUUGCGGGACAUGGGGGAGAAAUAAUGAUGUAUAAAAAAAGUAUGAUUUAACAAAAACAACUUAUUCUAAAAUGUUAAUCAGUAGAAAAAUUGAUUGAGAAUUUUUUUUAACGAUCUAGAUGUCAAUUUUGAUAGGUCAUCAGGUGUGGUCAAUGGUUUUAUUUAAAGUCUGUAGUAAAACUUGUAGUUUUGUAUUUGUUUUAAAAACUUUAUGCACUAACACCAAAAUGCACAUUUGGAGAUAUGUUAAUCUCAUGAGCUAUUCAAAGGUAUUAUUCAAGUUUAUUUUUCACUGUGCAUGAAAGCAAUCCUUUUAAAAAAAGAACAUUAGUAAGUAGAUAGUAUGAGAGAUGUGGACAUUAGGCUUUGUGUUUUUUAAAAAAUUCAUACCAUGGUUGACCCGGCAAAGUGGUGUUAUGAGUAACUGUUCAAAAUGCUUUUCUUUUGUGUUUAUCAGCAUCAGUUUAGAGAAUGAAAUAAAUUUCUCUUGUGGUAUUUUAAGAAUUUACUUUAAAAUAUCCAGCAGUAGCUUUAUCAGUUCUUCAAUUCAACUUGUGUUAAAUUGAUUUUUAAACAAACUUCUUUUUAUUAUCUUUGUUGAUAUUGUAUCAUAAUCUGAAAGAAUAGGUUUUCAAUCAAAUAUUUUCAGCUUUAUUUCUUUAUAAUUUUUUAUUUCAUUUUUAUCUCAUAGAACAGCAACAGUUUACAAGACUCUUGACCCACUUUGGGGAGAAGAGUUCAUCCUCCACAUGCCCAGUGGCUUUCAGAUGCUUAGUUUCUACAUCUAUGAUGCUGAUAAAGUCAGGUUUGUUACUUAACAGUAUGCUGAUUUUAUUAUGCUGAUGACCCUAUUCAACCUUUCCUUUCUUUGUUAUGUUGGAACUUGUAUUGUUUAUAAAAAAUAUAAAAAAUCUGUUUAACAUUACAAUUUGAGAGAUGUAAACGUUCAUUAUAAACAUGAAUUUCCCUGUCACCAUACUUUGGUCUUACUUUAAAUAAAAUUAAUAAGUUGUUUGAAAUCAAUCAUAACUAUUUAGAACUUAAUGAACAUUAGCAAAUAUCUUUUGAUAUUUAAUUAUUAUGUUACUUGAAAUAAAGGGACCUGUCUUUUUUAAAUAAAUUUAAUUGCUAUGAUUCAAUCUCAUUAAUCAUAUAUAACAGAUAUGUGUUUUUUUUUUAAACGCAAGAAAUUCAAUUUUAUUUUUGGGGUGUGGGGGGUUGGUUUUGAUACAGAUCCCUUCUAAGUGCAUGACAUGAUUAUUUCUUGGUGUCUAUAAUAUUAUACAGUGUAAAAAAACAAAACACAUUGUGUCUUUGUAGUUGUGUUGAUUUUUGUAAUCAGCAUUUCCCUUUUAAUAUUAAUUAAAAUAGAUUAUUGUAUUAACCUAAUUUCUGUAAACUCUACAUAUUAAUUUUUUUUUUUCAUAUAAGAGGAAUCCAUUAUAUAAUUCCCUUUAACAUUUAUUGAAAUAAAUAGCCAGACUCUAUUGGAUUCAUAAGACAUGGGUUCAUAAGAGAAUAUAUUUGUCAUAUAACCAUGUCACUUUAAAUAUAAAAAAAUUAAAUAAUUUAUUCACAGUCAGAGCAAAAUCACUUUAGCAUUAUAAUUACUCACUAGCAUCCUUUGUGUUGAUUCUUUUGUCCUGAGAAAUAGUGUACUCCAGUCUUUGCAUUUGAGAAUUUCUUUUUAGUGUAACAUUUAUCUUAACCAAAUGGACGGAAUGGAAAAUUUACUGAAUUUUCCCAUUUCUUGGAUUGUAUGACCCAUUUAUUGAUAUUGUCAUAACUUUCUGAUGUUUUUCCUGUUUCUUUUUUUCCUCCACAAAUCGUUUGUGUUUGCCUCCCCUUUCUUGCUUUAUGCUGAUGUUCCCUUAUUGUAGUAGGUGAGUAUCUCUUUGUGCUGUUGUUACUCUAGCAUUUAGUGAUUGGUCACUAAUUUUAAAAAAGGUCACUGUGGUUUUAUUUCUUAAGCCUUGAAGCACAGUAUUACAUUUGUAAUGGUUGAAAUAUUCUGAUUCUCAUUUAACUCAAUAGUCUCUGCAUGAAAAUCACUCAGCAUGGUAGAAUGCAAGUUAUAUAAUAUUACAAUUUAAACAGUCACAAUUAAUCUGAUUUGCUUUGACUCUCUGCAAUAUGAACACUGGAAAAUGAUUGUAUCAGUUAAUUUUUUUUAGCAUGCUAAAUUUCACCAUUUACUUGAUUCAAUAUGCUUGUUGAAAUGAAAAAUACAACUUGAAAAUAUAUAUAUAUUUUUUUACCAAUAUUGUAAAUUGUUAGUUAUUUACAUUUUUAGCUUUAAAAAAUUUGCACAAAAUGUGUACACUGAUAACAUUUUAGAUGUUUUUGAAACACAGAAUUUACUUUGCUGUUGCUGUAACCACAUAUCAUAUGAAUGUUUACACUGCAGUAACCACAUUAUCAUAUAAAUGCUUAUAGUUGUUUCCCCUCCGAAUCAACAGAAUUUCGAAAUUUCUAAUUAAUUUUUACCCAUAACUUAUUAAUGUCUAUGCACAUACUUUUUUUUACUGAAUUCAUUUAAAGUUUCCUAUAGACACAAUUAAUUUAAUAUUAAAACAUAAUUUUUAUAAAUAACAUGGUAGGCUUUCAUUUUUAAGACAAUAAGAUAUUGAAAGUUAUAAGUUUUUAAUGAAACAUAUGUUAUACAUACUAAAGAGUACUUACAUUUUUUAAAGUCAAAGGAUACAGUAAAAGUUAAAAUCUAACAAUUUGAUGUUUAUUGGGACUAAGUGAGUUUCAUGUGGCAAUGAACCAACUUGAACUCUAUCAUUCUGUUCAGUGGUGAUGACAUCCUUGGGGUCGCUUCAGUCACUAGAGACUACAUGUAUGAAAACAAAAAUCCUAAAGGUAAAAUAAUUGUUUUGUUAAAAAAAAAAACAAUUUGGUUCUCCGAAUGUAACAGCAUUUGAGUGAUUCCUAAGUGUUAUUUCUGUUUGGCUAGAAGAAUUCAAGAUAUUUUGAAGGUAACUUUUUAAAAUAACUUGUGCAAUUCUAGGAACUUGGUAAAUAUGAUUGGGCAAAUUUUCACAGUUGAUAUAGGAAUAAAUCAAACAUUUUAAUUUAUGAUUUAAAUGAAACAAACCAUCAAUUUGAGUAAGCAUGAAUGAUAACUUUUGAUAGCGUCUUAAGAAAAUAGCUUUAAAAAUGCAAUGUCAAUAACUCUCAUUACUCAAUGGUGUUGGUCGAUGUAGUAAAAAAAUAGGGGAACAAGAUAUGUGUAGUCUCGCCUUUUCUUUUCAAGCCUAAACACAUCUCGUUCCACUAUUUAUUUACUUUACAUGGCAUGAAGGCAUUCACUCAGAUAUUAUUCUUUAUUUGUCAUUGUAAUAUUAUAGUUAAAAAAAAAUCCCUGGUUGAGAAAGUUGCCUUAACUCCCUUUACUCAUGAUUUAUUUAAAUACAUAGACUACAUCUUUUUUUUCCCUUACAAAAAUAAAAUUAAAAAAAUAAAAUUAUUUCAACUUCCUGAAAAUGCUUUUGGUCACAACAUCCAUUUUAGCUGAAUGUUACUGUGCAUCAAUGUGAUUCAUACUUGUCAUGCCGCCAGGUCUAGAGACAUGGCUUUCCCUGCAAAAAGCCAACAAAGAUUUGGAAAUCCAGGGAGAAAUGUUGCUGGAGUACGGCAUUCGGACAUCUGAGGCCACAGGGCAGUCGUUUGUUUUUGUUACAGUUAUGGAGGGGAGGUAAAUCUACUUGACAAAGUGAUUGGCUCUUUAUUUAGUGAUGGAAAUAUAUUAUCUCAUUUUAUACUUAUACCGCAUUUUAGGUGACAUAAAAAAUGGAUAACUCGCUUGGGGUGUUAUAUUUCAGAGUGUUUGUAUCUAUUGAUCUAAAUUACUCGGAGAGUGUCAAUACAUACCCACCAAUAUCAACUGAUUUGAUAUGUCAUAAUUAUAAUGUGGUCAUUUUGUGAAAAUGUCUUUUGUGUAAAGAACAUUUACCUGUGUGACCUGAAUUUUUCUCAUCCCGACAGAGACCUGGCAGCUAAAGACAAGACGGGAUAUUCUGAUCCUUAUGUGACAGUCACAUGUUUUGAUGAAACAAAAGCAACAUCAGUAUGUGUUGAAAUGCUGGAAUAUAAUGUGUGGCUGGGGAUGACUGACUAAUGUGUGGUUGGCGAUGACUGACUAAUGUGUGGCUGGGGAUGACUGACUAAUGUAUGGUUGGCGAUGACUGACUAAUGUGUGGCUGGGGAUGACUGACUAAUGUGUGGUUGGCGAUGACUGACUUAUGUGUGGUUGGGGAUGACUGACUAAUGUGUGUUUGAAUGACUGAUUGUUGUGUGGUUGAAUGACUGAGUAAUGUGUGUUUGAAUGACUGAGUAAUGUAUGGUUGGAAUAGUUGACUGUAUGUUUGUAUGAAUGUAUAAUGUGUGUUUGAAUAACUGAAUUUAUGUUUGAAUGUCUGAGUAAUGUAUGGUUGGAAUGACUGACUAAUGUGUGUUUGAAUAACCUACAGUAUGUUUGAAUGACUGACUAAUGUGUAUUUGGAAUGACUGACUAGUAUGUUUGAAUGACUGACUAAUGUGUGUUUGAAUGAGUGACUAUGUGCAUUUAAAUGACUUACUAAUGUGUGUUUGAAUGACUAACUAAUGUGUGUUUAAAUAAAUGUCAUCUCAGAAACAGAAGAAAACCAGAUUCCCAGAAUGGAAUGAGACCUUGGAGUUUCUAUUACCCGAGGACACCUGCAUUGCCGACCUUAGUGUCAUCGUGACAGUGUGGGACAAGGACAACUUCAGCAGUGACGACUUUAUGGGGCAGGUGAGCUUCGCAGUUGAAUAGUCCAAUACAUGUUCUUGUUGCAAAGAUGGUUUUAUUUCCGGCCGUGGUGUAGUAUAUCCAUUGGUAGCUCUGAUGUUAUAUAUUCCAAUGGUUUCUGCGCUGUGAUGUAUUUCAAAUCAUUGAGGCAGUGCAUUUUAAUUUGUUGCUGUGAUUGGCAGUGACUGAUUUUGUAUUGUCAUUAUAACGAUGGCUGUUCCCAUCCCACAGAUUCAUCUUGACUCAGAGGAUGUGACCCACGGUACAAUAAGAAAUUGGCACGCUGUUGCCAGAAGACCCACCAGUGACCGAUGGGCAAGGAGGGCCAGGUGAGUCUUUGGUGUCUCAACAGGUGAGACACUUGUAGUUUCUGGUGGUUUUAAACAUAAACUAGGGGAAGUUUUUCUCUCUAUGCUGCAACAUAGUUUUGUUUAUUAAUAAAGCUCAACAUUUGUCAACUGUUUACUACUUAAUUAAUGUAGUGUGUAUAAGACCUGUUCUGUAGAUGAAGUCACUACCUAAUAAGCUUCUGUAUUUGGCCACUUCUUCCAACUCAUUCGCUAUAUACAUUAAUGAAAUAGGUAAACUGAGGAACCGCCAAAUGUUUAUAUUUAUGUGGUAUCUGUGAGACUUUGUGGAGCCCCACAUUUUAGGUCAACAGCAAAAUAUGAAUGAACCAGAGAUAGAACCGAUUCAAUGUUAUUCUAAACAAAAAAAAAUACAUACCAUUUUAAAAUCAGGCAAAUAGAAAGUUUUUAAAAAUAGUAUUCAUUUUCAUUAGUAACAUGUAAAGAAUUUUUUUUGGGUAGAAGGAGGCAAAUUCAAUUUUGUUAAAUUAAAUUGAAACAAAAAUGUAACAAAAAUUACAUUCUCUUCUUAAAAAUUGUAAAAUUUCAGCCGAGUGGACAGGGGCAAGAUUCGGGUCAAACUCCAGUUACUUGAAGAAAUCGUCCUUCCAUCAUCCUGUUACAGACCACUCAAUGAACUGCUGGCUGAUGCUGUUAAGGUAAUUUUUUACGACUGUCCCUGUGCUCUCUGCUGUCGAGGCUCAUCUCUUACACCUGAUACGGAAUAACCAGUCAUCUGCUUUCUUUCUUUAAAGUGAUCACUUGUAAUCUGCCGCUGGAAGUAAGAAACACUUAGAGUGCACCGGUACCAACAAUGACAUUUAGUGAUACACCAAAUUUUUUUGUCUUAUGGAGACACCAACCAAACAAUGAAUACAAAUACAACACUGUUGUUCAGUGAACAUCUUGCACACAGCAGACGUGAGUUGAAUGAUAAUACAUUUUAAGGAAAUGAAGACAAAUUGCUCACCAGCAAGUAAAAACAAUAAUUGUUUCCAAAUCAGUUGGCUCAAUAACCCUAAUAUAUUCAUAUGACGUUUUGCAAUUUGAGCCUUGUUUGUCAAUUGGGGUUACAUUCUCCAAGUAUAAAUAUUUCCACUUAGAUUUUAUCCUUCAUAACUUCUUCCUUUCUAAUAUCAUGACGGGGGGUUUCUUAUCAAAUCAGUCCUUUCCUUCAUCUGGAUUCAUACAAAUUUAUCGAACAUAUUUUAGUAGCUUUAAGAAUAAUAUCCAUCCCAAGCUGUCUGUAUCAUCUAGUCACCUGGUUUUUAUCAAUCCAUGAUCUCUAACAUUCAGAUGCCAACGACACCUCACAGCCGUGACCUCGGCCAUCUCCUCUGGGACAUGCUGGAACAAGACCGCACCAUUGAACUUGGGGCCAUCGCCAUGUCCCUGGUCAGGUUCUACCUCAGCCAGGAGCUCAUCUUUGAGUUCUUGGAUGCUGUCAUUGUCAGGGACAUUGAGAAAACAGAUGACGUCAACACGUUGUUCCGUGGCAACACGCUCGGUACGAAGGCGGUGGAUAAUUUCAUGAAGGUGAGUCGGUGGAUGUCAUGCCAUAGAUCAGGGAUUUUCAAACUGUGGUACAUUAACCACUAGAUGUACAUUAUAUUGUUCCAUAUGUUGCAUUAUUAUUCGUCCCUCACACGUGAAAAUGACCACAACUUGAGCAGUAGCCUUGACUUGAGCUGUAUUUUGUUUAGAGUGAGGGAGAGCUGCUGAGUUCCUUAGACUCUCGUCCUUGUCUAAUUGAUCCAAUGGCAAGACUUAGUCAAGACAACUGUAAAUAGACCAGAAUGCAGUAGAUGAGGAGCAGUGGUUUCACUGGGCUCUUUAUGUGUUCCACGCUAAUGCCACCGUCAUACCACCUACAUGCCACUGUCAUACCACCUACAUGUCACUGUCAUACCUCCUACAUGCCACUGUCAUACCACCUACAUGCCACUGUCAUACCACCUACACACCACCGUCAUACCACCUACGGUUUGCCCUCUCUUAGAUGAGUUGCCAUCCAAGGUUAGCGAGUCCCAUCCACCCAGGGUGGUCCCAUAUGUACUAGCGAUGAGAAGCUACUGUUUUUGUGUCCUGUUACUUGUUUUAGCUAUGCCUUAUUUACAGAGACUUGUUUUUUUGUGUGUACUGUUACAGGUUCUAGCCAUGCCAUAUUUACAGAGAGUGUUGAAGCCUCCAGUGGACAGAAUCAUAAAUGAGAAGAAAACUGUUGAGCUCGACCCUUUCAAAGUCAAUAGUGUUCGCACGUGAGUACCCAGAUUUAGAUGAUGAGUUUACUGAGAAAUGUACCCAUAAUUAUUCUGAAGUUUAUAAACAAAUGUGUGUGUUAAGGCGUGUCAACACCAGAACAUGACACAUAUACUUGUCGUUGGGAGUUCAAACUCCAGCAAUGUCAGAAAAUAGCUACAUAAAUUCAGGUAACUGAUCAAAGCCAAGGAAGACCUCGACUGCACACCCAAUUUAUAUGAAGGGAGGGGGGCUAUCCUAUUGCCGCUUGAUUAUUUUAAUUGAACUUUGUUAAAAAUGGCUUUAAAUAUUUGCAUAAUUUGUGCGCUGAAAAUAUAUAAUGACAUUUUCCCCUUCAUCCUUGCCAACAUUAAUAGUAGCCUUUGUUUAGAAAUUAAAUUUAUUCAGGUUAAAUAUUUCUUUUUCCUCAAGUCGUAUCUUCUUUUGAUUAGUACAGCUAUUAAAUAAAAUUUACCAAUAUUUUAAAAAGAAUACAUUUUCUUUCUGCUGUGACGACAUCAGGAGACGCCACAGCCUCCACAGAGAAUCUGAAGAGAGUUUUGUGAACCACAGCCUCGAGGCGAUAGAGGAUUACACCUGUGAGAUUGUCAACGGAAUCGUGGCCUCGGUGACCUUCUGCCCUCAGGUGUUGCGACGUGUGUUGAGGAACAUCCAGAUUAGAGUUCGAGAAAAGUGGCCAGAGGAAGUGUUUGAGGUCUGUUCAGUGGCAUUGCGAUGAAACCUUGCCUGCCAGGUGUGAGGGUGGGGUGGGGGGCGGGGAAAUAAUGUCUAGAAAUAAAUUAAUAUAACAAUAAAUUGUUCAAAAUAUUUUGAGAAAAUAAGUCAGUAUGUUACAAGUUAUGUUUAAGUGAACCCGAUAUGUGAAUUGGGCUGUAGUGUCCAAUGGUGGCCUGAUGUUUGUAUUGAUUUUAUUCCACCCCGCAGGAUGUCCCUUACAUUGCGGUCAGCGGCUUCAUCUUCCUCAGGUUCUUCGCUCCGGCAGUGAUGUCACCGAAACUGUUCUCACUCAGUGAUCAGCAUCCAAAUCACAAGGUCAUACGCACAUUCACUUUGCUGGCCAAGGUGAGGGUCAUUUCAUUAUUUUAACCCCACUUGGGUUUGAUUUUGAACAGCUUAAAUGAACACUCCCUUGCCGGCGAGAUGAGACAAAACCCAAGAGGAUUGAAGAGCUUAUGUAAUCACGUACUCUACAUACAAAUUGCAUAGUUUAUGUGUCUGAUUCAAAAUGUUAUAAUCAACUUUUCAAUAUCGAUACAGCUUUGAUCAAUUUUUAAAUUAUUUCCCCUGUCGUAUAUCAAAAUUUUUAAACCACCAUUUCGUAUCCAAAUUGCCUUUUAUUGUCUUCUCUGAAUUAAAACUCCUGUGUUUUUUUGAAUUCCUAUCAUCAUCUCCUCUUCAUCCACAUAAUGCAAGGUGCUUUAUGCACAAAAAAUGCAAGGUGCUUUAUGGACAAAAAAAAAGUGUACGUGACAAGUAAAUCUUGCCGUUUGCUUCCCAGAUUAUCCAAAGCAUAGGCAACCUGACGCCAGGUUGUUUGGGCAAAGAGGUCUGGAUGGAACCACUCAUUCCCCUCAUCACGCAGAAGAUUUCAGAGGUCAAAGUGUACUUGGAUGCCUUGGUUGAUGUGGGGGACUUUUCUGGUAGGCACCUCUCUUUAAGCUAGUGUGAGACCCGCUUGUUUUGGAUGGCUGUUCCAAGUCAUUGAUGAAAAGUGGUAUUUUCCAUAAAAAAAUUAUAUCGAAUUUUUCCAUCAUUCUCCAAACACACCCCAUUCCCCAAACAUCUCCCAAUCCACAAACACGUGUCAUUCCCCAAACACGUGCCAUUCCCCAAACACGUGCCAUUCCACAAACACCUGCCAUUCCCCAAACAUCUCCCAUUCCACAAACACAUGCCAUUCCCCAAACACCUGCCAUUCCCCAAACAUCUGCCAUUCCCCAAACAUCUGCCAUUCCCCAAACAUCUCCCAUUCCACAAACACGUGCCAUUCCCCAAACACCUGCCAUUCCCCAAACACCUUGGCAUUCCCCAAACACCUUGGCAUUCCCCAAACACCUUGCCUAUUUUGGAAAACCACUAACACUUACCUUACAUAUUUCCAGCCGCCCACAGAUACCUGGUGAGACAGCAGAGCAAUGAGACGAUCCUCAUCCAGGGAUACCUCCACAAGUGCCACUACCACUGCAAACGGCUUUUCCGUCCCAUAGUCCUCAAGAAAUGCUAUUUUUAUCUCACACGUGUCAUGCUUUGCUACAGGAAAACCCCAGAGGACGUAAGCAAUAGCAAAAUGGUGACUAGCGUUGGGAGGAUCAUUUUUCCCCGUAUUUUUAAAUACCUAAAAAAAUACUGUUAUAAAUCUUAAGCAAGAUAAAAACUGUAUGCGUUUAUAAAUGGGGUGAUAAAAUAAGGUUACCAAUAGAAGCUUUCUUUUGCUAAUAUUACUUUUACACACAGAUGAUUUAUGAUUUCAUCAUUCUAGCUUCAGUUGUUAUAUGAAAAAUAUCCGAAAAAAAUUGUGACUACCGACUAGAACUGUUGAUAAAUGUAUUAAAAUGCUACUUCUUAACAAUGUAUACUUUAUUGAAGCCACAUAAGCACUAAAUUUACAUAUUUUAGUCAUCAGAGUUCAAAAGUCAUUUGUCAACUAUGUUAUCCAUAAUACUAAUUGAUAGGGAUGAUAAAUAAACAGACAGUCAGCAGCAACCACUGUCCUCCACCCCUCUGCCCCCAGAGAACAUCUCACAAGCUACACCAGUAUUUUUGAAUAAUUUGGGCUGAAAAGUGCAGAUGUGCUGUCUCUUGCUAUUUAUACAACUAUAGUGCAGAUGUGCUGUCUCUUGCUAUGUAUACAACUAUAGUGCAGAUGUGCUGUCUCUUGCUAUGUAUACAACUAUAGUGCAGAUGUUCAGUCCCAUGCUAUGUAUACAACUACAUAGCAGAUGUUCAGUUUCUUGCUAUGUUUACAACUACACUGGAGAUAUUCAGUUUCCUGCUACGUAUGCAACUAUAGUGCAGAUGUGCUGCCUUUUUCUCUAUUCAUACAACUACACUGAAGAUGUUCAGUGUCUUGUUAUGUAUACAAUAUAGUGCAGUUGUUAAGGCUCUUGCUAUGUAUACAACUAUAGUGCAGAUGUUCAGUCCCAUGCUAUGUAUACAACUACACAGCAGAAGUUCAGUUUCUUGCUAUGUUUACAACUACACUGGAGAUAUUCAGUUUCCUGCUACGUAUGCAACUAUAGUGCAGAUGUGCUGUCUCUUGCUAUGUAUACAACUAUAGUUCAUAUGUUCUGUCUCGUAUGUUGUAUACAACAAUCACACUUUAUAUCAUGUAACAGCACACUAAAUUGGAAAACAAGCUGAGCCAGGCUUAUGGAAUCUUUACACAACAUGGCACGAAUGUCAUGUUCUCAUUCGCUUGUUAAACCUUUUCUCCGACAUCUCCUCGUUGUGGCCAAUCGCAUUUGACAUACUUUUCAUCUCUGCUGUCCCAUUUUUGCCUGUAUUUAAUCUCUCACCUGCUUAUGUUCUGUCAAAUUCCUCUUGCUGUCCUCUCACCUACUAUGUUCUGUCACAUUCUUCUUGCUGUCCUCUCACCUACUUAUGUUCUGUCACAUUCCUCUUGCUGUCCUCUUACCUACUUAUGUUCUGUCGCAUUCCUCUUACUGCCCUCUCACCUGCUUAUGUUCUGUCACAUUCCUCAUGCUGUCCUCUCUGAAACUAUAUUGCAGCUAAGUUUUAUCUUUGUUUUAUUUUUUUUUUACUGUUGUUUGUUCGCUGAAGAAGACUUCUUUCCGAUACAUUCGUUAUUUUGUUACAUGCUUUUAUUUAGGUUUUCCCAUAUUUUGUUUUCUCAUUUCCUUAUCCCUAACCUGAUUGCAGGCUCUCAUCCUUGUUAAAAUUUUUUGUGGGUUGGGAUCUCUUCUCUCGAAGUCAUAUGUUUUCAUACCUUUUCUUGUUUUUCUUUCAAAUCUCCUCAUGUAGUAAGCUUUAACUUUAUAAUUUAUGCAUGUCUGUUCCAUUUGAUGCAAUUAAAGAGAGGCAAAUAAUCACUUUUUUUGUGUGUGGCCAUUUAAUCCCUUGGCAGGAGGACACAAUGGUGAUGGUGGAGAAUAUUUGUGCUGUGGAGAAGCUGGACUACGGAGCUCUGGGCAAGUCUAACAUGGGCCAGAUCAUCCACAAGACCUCGGAUGAAAGUACAGCCAUCAUCUACUUCCAGGCAAAGGUCAGCUCGCGCUGUCCCAGGCUUUUAGAUUAAAAAUCUGUUAGAAAAUUUACAUUUAGCCCAUAUGACUGCUUAUUCCUUGUGCUUAAUUCUGAUUGAGGUCAAAUUUGCAAAUUAAUUUCCCCCCCCCCCCCACCAACAAUCAAUUUUGCAUGUUAUUUUGUUUAAAAUGUAGACUGUUUGUCUUAAAAUGGUUCUUGAGGUUUGUCUAGACAUAUUAAAAAUCUGUUAGAAAAUUUACAUUUAGCCCAUAUGACUGCUUAUUCCUUGUGCUUAAUUCUGAUUGAGGUCAAAUUUGCAAAUUAAUAUCCCCCCCCCCCCACCAACAAUCAAUUUUGCAUGUUAUUUUGUUUAAAAUGUAGACUGUUUGUCUUAAAAUGGUUCUUGAGGUUUGUCUAGACAUCUUUAAAAUCUAUAUUAAAGAAUUUUUAAAUAAAAUUUGGGAAGUCCAUAAAUAAUUUUAAGCAUGUUUGAUGUUUAAAAAUCUCAUGUAGAUAUUUUGCGUCUGGUGUGUCCUGCUUCCUUUUUGAAACCGACCUUCCCCUUACUUGACACAGUAUUAAUAAUAAUGAGUGGAAAAAAAGCUGUCACGCAGCGAGCAUCAUGUGUGACAGUUAAACUCGGGUAACAUUUUAAUUAUUUUCUUUAGGGGAAGGCAACUGUUACGUUAAUGAAUAAAGAGCCACGGGUAUGGCCUAGGACUGUCUGUAGGCUUCUCUGUAGGACUGUCUAUAGGACUGUCUGCAGAACUAUGGUUUACAGGCCAUCAGUUAGGAUGUAGGUCUGUGUGUAGGCCUAUUGUUUCAAAGCCUGAUGUAAAAAAUCUGCACCCGGUUAAGCCCUAGUGCAGCGGUUCUCAACCUGUGGGUCGCGACCUCUUUGGGUGUCGCACUAUCCUUUCCCAGCGGUCGCCUAAAACCAUCUGAAAACACAUAUACUUACAGUUAUGAAGUAGCAACAAAAAUAAUUGUGUGGCUUUGGGUCGCCACGACAUGAGGAACUGUAUUAAAGGGUCGCGCCAAUAGGAAGGUUGAGAACCACUGCCCUAGUGUUAAAUAUUUUUUUUAAAUUGCAGGAUGUUAAUGAACUAACAGCAUGGAUAUCUGCCAUAAGGAAAACUUGCAAAUACAACGUUUGUCGGAUUGAGACUUUUCACCCGGGGGUUUUCAAAGGAGAUAAAUGGAACUGUUGCCGAAGAGAGCAAGACAUUGGUAAGAAUGGGAUAUUGACCUUUUUUUGUUAAUAUUUGAAAGUGUAGAGCUGAGAGCUCUUGGUUGUUUACAUAGAAACAUUUUGGUAAAUAAUUUUUUGUUUCUCAUUCAUUUAAUUUUCUCUCAGCACCGAAUCCUAAAUAGUUUUUGUUAUUAUCAGCUUGUUUAUAAUGUUAUUAGUAUGAGAGUAAUUUUAUUAUCUGCAGGCUAGAAUGGUGUAUUCCAUAACUAGUAAUUACAGAAAAAUGUGGUCAGCAUUCUGUGAAAAUAUAACCCCUGAUGGAUUUUUUAUGUCUAUGAAUGUACAAAUAAUAUUUAUUAUGCUUUUGAAGCAUGGCCCUUAUUGCAUAAAUAAUUAGAAUUUCAGUUGUAUUAAAAAUAACAUCGCAAGAUUUUUUUGUGACCGAUUUUCACCUUUUGCAUUGACCAAAUGUUUGACAGCUCCUGGCUGCAGCCCCACCUACCACGGGGUGGUGCUCGGUGAUUGGCAGGACCCGCUCGACCCAGAUGUGGAUGCUCAGAUAAUUUACAGCCAGAUAGCCCACAGCAAGGACAAAAUCAGGUGAGAUCAUUCUGAAUAAUAUAAGGGGCACAGCGUUCAAGCUAUCUUAAGUAAAUCAAUAGUGGAACAAGAUAUGUUUAGGCGGGAAAAUAAAAGAUAAGAAAAUAAAUCGUCCAUUUCGGCUAGAUGCCUUCUUCAGCAGACAAUCCAAAACAAUAGACAGCAGAUAAAUUUAAAAUAAAAAACAACUUAUUUUUUCGAAGAUCUCAAUAAAGUCAACGUAGCUCAAUGUUUAGAACAGGAAGUGCUCUACGUUAUUGUUAGAAACGGAAGUUGAGUUCUUCAAAACCAAAAUGUGUGUCCCACAUUAUUCUGUGGUGCAUACUAUCAUGGUGAAAGAAUUUAAAUAUUAUAAUGUAAAAAUUUUAAAGAGCAAAAAUUGAGAAUAGAAAUUCAGGAAAUUAAAGAUCAUAAGAGAGCAUUUAAUUAAUUCCAUAUGGUGAUAUAGUGCACAAAAUCUGAGUUAAUUGGUUUUCAUUCCUCAUUCUCGCUGGUGUCUUGGUGCAAGAAAUUAGAGCGGUUAUGGAUACGUCUGAUGUGCCCUUGUGUUCACCUCCAUUGUAAUGGGAUGAGACCAGGGAUGGCUUGUUUUGUUCAAUAUUCCAAAGAUGUUCACUGAACUUAUCAGAUAGUCUUCUUCCCUCCUCACCUAUAUCAAGCGACAUCUUUGGCAAAGAUUUACAUAAAUCCUAUUUGGACUGAUAUAUGUGAAGCCGUCUUUGAGUAACAAAGGUUUCCCAAGGAAAACAAAUGUGUUAGGUUUCCAGAGCUAGUCCUAUAACUGCUUUUUGAAUAGGGUUUAGUCCCAACUUGAGAGGGUUCAGCUCGAAGGUGACCGUGAAGCAGAAGGUCACAAAGAUUUUUAUCCUGUCUGAAGACAAUAAGUUGGGGGGACCCUGUUAGUGUCAGGGUCAGCACGGACAAUAUGAUGAUCCAUUUUAAAAAAAUGCCAUUUAUAAGCCUCAUUACAUGUGAUUGUACUGAUGCGAUGGAGUGCCGAAAUAAGGGCACUCUCUGGAUAAGAUUGGGAAUGGAAGAAGUCCUCCACCAUUUAAUUUGCCCUAUCUUAACAGUCUUUAUCUGACUGAAAGAGGCAAAGUAGCCUAAAAAGUUUGGAAGGGGAUCAUUCAUCUCAGCUUACCCAAGAAGUUGGGAAAAAGGGUAUGGAGUCUGUUCAUGAUCUGGGGUGGGGAGAUGAAUACAAUAAGUAACUACUGCACGCAGUUUUUUAAUUGAUGUAGUAGUUAUGGUCUAGGUCUUCUUAGCUUUUAUUCCCUUAAAACAACAUAAAAAUCUAAAAUAUAUAGGAUGCUUGACAAUAAUACUAAAAUAUUUAUGAACGAAAGAUGGUUGUGGAUUGAGAAUUCCCAACAAAUUUUCUCCCUCCAGAAAAAUGCAGCAUGAUCUUCGAAUGACAAUAGCAGGAAAUGACCCCACAAGAGCAGCGGUCCCAAGGGACUCAAACGAUGCAGCCAUGGCAAGCCUCUCCCUCGUGUCAGGUGUGCUCGAUGUGACAGAGCAGCUGGCCAUGUCCCACCAAACAUUUGUCGAGUCCAGUCCCAGACUUUCUCACACGUCCAGAUCUCGAAGUGUCAGCAGCAGUGUAAGUGGCGAGGAUGGAUUAUUUUAGCCUUGUGAUCGACCUUGACAUUCUCCACCUGUUUGAAUUUUUUCUUGAAUGUUCUAUUUUUUUUUUACCUCACCCACUUAUAAUUAUUCCAUAAAAUUCCAUCUUGUUUUGUGCAGACAUAUCCACUGUUGAUAGAUUCAACCAAUAUCCACUUUUAAACAGUAUUUGACCAUUUAUAAUGCCAGUUUUUUUUUGUAAUGCUGUAAUUUCUUGAUUACAUUAGGCCCAUAUUUUUCAGAUUUGUAAAAGGUCCAACUAUCCAGAUUGUAUUAGGCUGGUACUUUCCAGAUCGUAUUAGCCCUGUACUGUCCAUAUUGUACAAGGGUCACUCUAUCCUGAUGUUCUAGGAUCAUAUCUGUACUAUUUGUUGAAUUAUAAUUUUGAUGUGUUUACAAACCAUUUUUUUGGAAUUUGAAUAUUUUUUCUUUCCUUUCUUCUUUAAAGCAAAUUCUGUGAUGUUAAAUGUUUAAUAUAUAUGUAUAUAUAUAUCAUCUAUAUUUUAUGUUACCUGUAUGAUAAUAGGGAGUGUAGAUAUCAAUGGUUUAUUGCCAAGCUUUGCUCCACUUGUCUCUAUGAAACACGCUACUAACACAGUUGAUUUUUAGUUGAUGUGACCAAUGAUUGAAUGGGAAAACCCAAAAGAUGGGUGGCUGCAAUGGUUAAAAUAUUGGUACAACUCAGUUAAAAAAAAAAAAAGAAAAAGUUAAAAUAUAAUGUAUAUCAAGAAGGGGUGGGUACAAGGGUUCCCCUGUGGAUAUUAUACAUAUUUCACAAAAAAUAAUAUCUUUUGAUUCCUUGUUUCAUUCAUAUUAGGGCAUAAAUAUUUUUACAUCAAUAUCAGUAAAAGCCCUUUAUCUAAAUUUCACAACAAAAUCAAUAAACGUUCUCAAUAAAUUUUAAAUAUUUCAAGUAUGUUAAUUGAAUAUGAACAUUAAUUAAAGCGUUACAUUUUUCCAACUUAGAGUUUUUAAACUUUUAACCACUGCCACCUUUUUCGUUAAAAAAAACAACAUUUUAUUGCAGAAGCCCCAUGUUCCCAUUCAAUUAGAAUUCAGUUUGAGUUGUUUCAACUUUACUAACAACUUUCUAGAUGUAUCCCAUACAUUUGACCCACAAAAACUAAAAUAUUAAAAUGCCGCCAUUGAAGCACUGUGUUGCUCACAGGGUUAUUUACCUUCAUCUCAUGUCAACAAAUUGAUUAUCAUAUUAACUGUCAGGGAUUUACCUUUUUCUUUUUUUAAAAAAAAAAUGUCCUCUCAGAUUUUUGUUGUUUCCAUUUACAAAAG